AUGGCUUGUUGUGUUGCAGUUCUAAUAAAAGAAAAUUUAAUCUAUCUUCGUCGAUCAACAGAAGAAUUAAAAUUUCUUUUUCUUAUUCAUGCAUCAAUUGAUAUACUUGAUGAUAAAGUUAAUCAAUUAACUAAACCAGGUGGUGAUCGAGAUACAAAAGAUUUCUAUCUUGGUCUUCUCUAUCCAGUCGAAGAAUACAAAAUUUAUGGAUAUGUAUCACCAACACGUGUUAAAUUUAUUUUAAUUUUUGAACAUUCUACUUCAUCAUCACUGAAGGAUUCGGAUAUCAAAUUACUAUUUCAACGUUUGCAUCAAGCAUACAUCGAUUGUGUUUCAAAUCCAUUUUAUGAACCAAAUACACAAUUGAAAUCGAAACGUUUCGAACAAGUUGUCACAAGUUUAAUGGUUCAACAGGAUUCUAUGACAUCUUCAAUGACAUUAUCUACACCAACAGUUGCAAUUAAUACAACAACAACAUAA
Molecule: messenger RNA, 480 nt
Organism: Adineta steineri
Lineage: Eukaryota; Metazoa; Rotifera; Eurotatoria; Adinetida; Adinetidae
Source: the annotation of a GenBank genome assembly